Messenger RNA from Schistocerca nitens (vagrant locust), 855 nucleotides. RefSeq names its product dehydrogenase/reductase SDR family member 11-like. The transcript is spliced from 8 exons. Lineage: Eukaryota; Metazoa; Arthropoda; Insecta; Orthoptera; Acrididae. Bases 1 to 855 code for a protein of 284 amino acids. The record is from RefSeq and is a predicted model, not a curated record.
AUGGAGCGGUACGCAGGUCGCGUCGCCCUGGUGACGGGCGCCAACUCCGGCAUCGGCGCCGCCACCGCACGGGCGCUGCUCAGGAGGGGGCUCGAGGUCGUCGGCCUUGACAAGAGGAUCGACAGGGUCCAGGAGAGUGCUCGAGAACUGAAGGACGCUCCGGGUAGGCUCUAUCCAUUGCAAUGUGACGUCAGCUGCGAGGAGAAUGUUCUACGGGCCUUCAAAUGGAUCAAAGAGAAUUUAGGAGGGGUCGAUGUUCUUAUCAACAGCGCCGGCAUUUGCAGAGAAAACCUUCCAACAACUGGACAGACAGCCGAGUGGCGGCACACACUGGACGUCAACGUCCUGGGGCUGUCCGUCUGCACGAGGGAGGCCGUCCAGAGCAUGCUGGACAGGGGGGUCGACGACGGCUUCGUCAUCCACAUUUCCAGUAUAGCUGGCCACAUCAUGCCAUUCGAUCCAUUGUGCUCGAUGUACCACGCCAGCAAACAUGCUGUCAGGGCUCUGCUUGAAGGACUGAGGAAGGACCUGGUUGCCAGGAACAGCAAGAUACGGUGUGGGGUGCUUUACAGCAUUCUGUGCUGUCUGUGUCUUCCCUGCAGGAAGAAGACACGUGAUUUGCGGCAGAAAUCAAAGAAAGCACGUUCGACGGAAGUCUAUGAUUACAGAAAUGUGGACAUGGAGAAGGUUUAUGGCCGCUUGAAAAAGAGGAGGUUGUCACAAGUGCCUUCUGUGUUUGAGAUAUUUCCCUGCCAAUGGACCCCAGAAUCAGCCAGUCACAUCAGGAAUGGAGAUAAUAGUGUGGAUUGUACGCUGAAGGGCGGCUAUGCAGAGGUUCUAGAAGCUACUCGUUGA